CGACCGACGAGCGGUCCGAGCAGUCAGACUCUCGAGCUCGCGUACUCCCCUCGGUUCGCGCCUAUCUCAAUUUCUCAUUUUUCACCACUUUUUCGGAAGAGUAUCGGUAUCUUAAUUCAUAGACUCGCGUCCCCCCGCGAUAAUACGACUCGAUUAGUACAACGCGAAUGAAAAGUUUGAGUUUAAAACGAAACGAGAAACAACCGCUUGAUACGAAUAACCCUUUGGACCGUUCAAAAGCACCCAAAUGGGGACACAGCCACGAGAUGAAAGAUAAUCAGUAGAGUAGAAACAAGAAAAAACUCACUUUUCAGUCUUAAGGAGUCGCGAAAUUUUCUUUCUACUAGACCACUAAAAAAAAGUCAUGGCUCCGAUUGGCUGCUACGUGAAUUCCAGACGCUAGGUGGGAUCGCCUCCAUUGAGAUCCAACUAAAUAGAAGAAGAAGAAAAAUCAUGGCUUUGAUCACGGCUAGAACGAUUUUGAGUCCGGUACUUCGACGCACCGUGAAGCAAUUUUUACUCACCGGACGUCUGGCAAAAUGCAACCAAAGAAACCUUCUCAAUGGUCAAAUCUUUCUGCCUACCACAACCGCCCAGCGAUUUUAUGCAGAAAAGAAAGUUUUUAACCGUGACAAGCCGCAUUGCAAUGUCGGUACGAUCGGUCAUGUGGAUCAUGGAAAGACAACCCUCACAGCUGCUAUUACAAAGGUACUGUCGGAGCAAGCACUUGCGCAGGCAAAGUCUUAUACAGAAAUCGACAAAGCGCCGGAGGAGCAAGCUCGUGGAAUAACAAUAAAUGUGGCGCACGUCGAGUAUCAAACAGCCGUCCGUCAUUACGCCCACACGGAUUGUCCGGGUCAUGCUGAUUACAUAAAAAAUAUGAUUACGGGAACGGCGCAAAUGGAUGGCGCGAUAUUGGUCGUUGCUGCGACCGACGGUGCUAUGCCGCAGACACGGGAACAUUUGAUUUUAGCUAAGCAGAUCGGUAUCGAGCACAUUGUAGUUUUCAUAAACAAGGUCGAUGCGGCUGACGCUGAAAUGGUAGAACUGGUGGAGAUGGAGAUCCGAGAAUUACUGACAGAAAUGGGUUUCAAUGGAGAAAAUACGCCUAUUGUCAAGGGGAGUGCGUUGAUGGCGCUCGAGGGUAAAAGUCCGGAGAUCGGUAGUGAAGCCAUAAUGAAACUUCUGGAAGCUAUCGACCAGAGUAUACCGACGCCCGAAAGAGAUCUUGACAAACCAUUUUUAAUGCCAGUUGAGGCGGUUUAUUCGAUCGCCGGUCGCGGUACCGUCGUAACCGGACGUCUGGAACGUGGAAUCAUAAAAAAGGGUAUGGAGUGCGAGUUCAUUGGGUACAACAAGAGUUUCAAGAGCACAAUUACCGGUAUCGAAAUGUUCCAUCAAAUAUUGACCGAAGCUCACGCGGGAGAUCAACUUGGCGCCCUUAUUCGAGGCAUCAAAAGGGAUCAAAUAAGACGAGGCAUGAUUAUGGGUAAACCCGGCACAAUGAAGGCUCACGAUCAUGUAGAAGCUCAAGCCUACAUUCUCAGCCCCGCUGAAGGUGGACGAAAAAAACCCGUCUCGAACUACAUCCAACUUCAAAUGUUCAGCAAAACUUGGGAUUGCGCAACGAUCGUAACCAUACCCGAGAAAAAUAUGGCCAUGCCCGGCGAGGGUGCCAAAUUGGAGAUCAAACUAGUGAAACAAAUGGUUGUCGAAAAGGGUCAACGUUUUACACUGAGAGACGGCGCGCUCACUUUGGGAACGGGAGUUAUCACCAAUAUUCUUAAGGGUCUCACAGAGGAAGAAAGAUUAUCGUUGACGGAAGGAAAGAAAGGAAGAGAAGCCCUAGCAGCGGCCCAAGCCAAAAGUAGCGGUUAAAAUCUUAUGAAAUAAGCUUCUGUCGUUGACCGCGAAAAUUUGCCCUCCUUGGGGUAUUAUUAUUAUUAUUAUUAUUAUUCAGUGUAGUAUCGAACGAAAACAGUGAUCAACGGGUCUCGAGACAUUUCAUACUUAACGAAUUCACAUUCCCGUCAGAUCGAUCAAACAUUUUUUCUCCACGAUAAUUACUAAUUUUUGAAUAAUUAAACGAACACGAAAACAAUGUUUCAAACGAA
Venturia canescens is the source of this 2114-nucleotide messenger RNA. It is a transcript of the gene mEFTu1, whose product is annotated as mitochondrial translation elongation factor Tu 1. Lineage: Eukaryota; Metazoa; Arthropoda; Insecta; Hymenoptera; Ichneumonidae. The transcript is spliced from 6 exons. Gene Ontology annotation, molecular function: GTPase activity; translation elongation factor activity; GTP binding. Gene Ontology annotation, cellular component: mitochondrion. The record is from RefSeq and is a predicted model, not a curated record. The coding region runs from base 454 to 1878 and encodes 474 amino acids. Gene Ontology annotation, biological process: mitochondrial translational elongation.